AUGAAACGAAGUGCAGCUACAGCAGAACUAAAAACCAAGACCAUAAGUCCCAAAAAGUCACGGUCGUCGAAGGCCUCGCCAGAACCUGGAGAUAAAUUGCCCGAGUAUCAUGAGACGCCAUCGCGGAGGGAUAAGGAUGGCGAGAUAAUAUGGCCGGCGCCGAAUGAGCAAAUGCAAGCUGCACGAGAAUUCAUUCGUGAAUGUGUCGCAGCUUCUAAGCCAACUCUGAUCAUCCCUGAUAAAGAUGCCGACGGCCUCAGUUCCGGUGCCAUUCUGAGGAAAACAUUGAUAUUACUCGGUCUCGAUCCGAAGUUAAUAUCAGCUUACGUACUGAAAAAGGGCCGCAAUGUUCAUGAUGAAGAAUCGCGCAAGGAUAUGGCCUCAUAUAAGCCAUCAUUCAUUUUUGUCCUUGAUCAGGGCUCCCGAGAAUCACCGCCUCUUAUUGAUGAACCUCACCGAGCCUUGGUGAUCGAUCAUCACCAUGCCGAAGAGAAGGAUCACCCCAAGGACGCCGUUUUCGUUACUGCAUGCGACAGUCCGCCUGUGGCUACCAGCGCGUUGCUCACAUAUGAGAUAUGUCGCGACUUGCACCCAGGCGUUGAAGAGGCUUGCGGCUGGUUAUGUGCUAUGGGCGUCCACGGCGAUCUUGGCAAUACUAUCAAGUGGGAACCGCCUUUUCCAGAUAUGAAAGUCAUGUUCAAGAAAUAUACCAAAAAGGCCAUCAACGGCGCCGUAUCUCUCAUCAACGCUCCUCGUCGAACGGCGGCCUACAAUGUCCCUCUUGCGUGGGAAACGAUGGAAGCUGCUGAAGCACCUGCAGAUAUCCUCGAGAAUAAGAAAUUACAAGCAGCCAGAGAUGAAGUCAACGCGGACGUUUUGGCUCAUGCUCGUACACCACCCAAGUUCUCAGCCGAUGGGCGAAUCGCAGUAUUUCGCAUCAACUCCCCAGCCCAAGUUCACCCAGUGAUUGCGACACGCUGGGCUGGCCAUUUGAGUUCAGCUAAACUCGAGGUCGUACUGGUAGCCAACCAGGGUUAUCAGCCAGGCAUGGUCAACUUUUCGUGUCGCAUCCCGAAAUGCGCCAGGGGCAGAGAUCCGCCUGUCAACAUUAUCGAAAUCCUUCGUGAAAAAGCAUCAUUGGCGAAAGAUCCAACAUUACGAGAGCGGUUAGGAGAGUCUUUUGCACGAGGUCAUAAAGAGGCCAGUGGCGGUAUAGUUCCGACGGCUGAGUUUGAAGAAUUUAUUGAGAUACUGGAAGUUGGACAAAAACCCGCUGAACCACCAAAGCAAACGAAGCCGAAGCAAAAGAAUAACCUCCUGAAUUAUUUCGGCAAAGAACAAGACAAGGCCCCUGCAGGGAGCGUGAGAAGCUAG
Messenger RNA from Fusarium coffeatum, 1374 nucleotides. RefSeq lists its product as uncharacterized. Bases 1 to 1374 code for a protein of 457 amino acids. The transcript has 2 exons. NCBI's taxonomy places the organism in Eukaryota, Fungi, Ascomycota, Sordariomycetes, Hypocreales, Nectriaceae. The record is from RefSeq and is a predicted model, not a curated record.